Molecule: messenger RNA, 678 nt
Organism: Penicillium salamii
Lineage: Eukaryota; Fungi; Ascomycota; Eurotiomycetes; Eurotiales; Aspergillaceae
Source: the annotation of a GenBank genome assembly
AUGCUCUCCGCCGGGGAACGACAACUUCCUCACGCCAAAGUAGACUCGGUCAUCAUGCCUGAUCUCGCCAAUGGAACCGCUGCAUCAGUUCUCCAGGAGAACCCCACAAACCCGGCUCAUGUACAACACAUCUGGGUCGUGACCGGCCCAGCAGGCUGCGGCAAGAGCACCGUUGGCAAUGUCCUACGCACUGAACUGGGUGUCCCAUUCCUAGAAGGCGACGACUACCACCCAGCCGCCAACAAGGAAAAAAUGGGUCAAGGAACCCCCCUCACAGACGCAGACCGCUGGGACUGGUUGAUCUCCCUCCGACAAGCCGCCAUCGAUGUCCUCUCCCCCUCAGAAACCAACAAAUUCCACCCGCCUGCCGGUGUCGUCGUCGCCUGUUCCGCCCUCAAGCGGAAGUACCGGGAUGUCAUGCGUGUGGCGGCUUAUGGCUCCUCCUCUGUGCGCAUUCACUUCGUGUACUUGAAGCUCGAUGAGGAUGUCCUGUUGCAGCGCGUCACUCAGCGCCAGUCUCACUACAUGAAGAGUAGCAUGGUCCAGUCGCAGCUUGCGGCACUGGAGGAGCCCAAGGGCGAAUGGGAUGCCUUGACUAUCAAUGUGCAGGGCUCCAUGGAAGAUGUUCAGCGCAGUGUGAUUGAGGCGGUGACGGAGAAGUUGGCCGAGUACGUUUGA